AUGAAGUGCAAUAAUUGCAUUCUUCUCCUCACUUUUCUCUGUUCUUUUGUUGAUGCAAAAUCUUCACUAAUUUGCACAGAUGGAUUUACGCUGAUCAACAACAAGUGCUUGAAGCUGUUCAGUACCCCAUCGAACCACCAAGAAGCUGAAAAAUCCUGUAGCCGCUUUGGAGCAACACUGGUCACUGUGAAAAAUGCCAACGAUAGUCAAGCAAUAUCUACUAUCACUAAAAGUUCUGCACCACUAGUAUGGCUGGGAUUGUACUGUUUCGACAAUUAUCCUUCGAGAUGCUUAUGGGAUGAUGGAACUGGAUCAGCGCAUAUGUUCAGUAAUUUUUCGAAUGGUUUCCCUCUUGUUCAAUUGGGGAAUUGCGUCUACUACUCAACGCGCGGAGUUUUGGCUGAGAAGUGGCUCAACUCAGAUUGUGCCGGUAACAGGAUGGCAUAUAUUUGUGAGCUACCACCAACUUUUAAAGACAACUGCACCCAUAACUAUAACGGAUUCUGUUACACAAUCAGCCAGUAUGCCAAAGUGCCUCUCAAAGCACAGGAAUCAUGCCAAAAAGAAGGCGGAAACCUUGUGUCCAUCCAUUCCGAAAACGAAAACCGAUAUAUUAAUACAAUAGCUCCAGUAGUUGAUUAUUUCAUUGGUGCUACAUGGAACUUUUAUAAUAUCCUUAAAUGGAUUGAUGGUACUGAUAUGCAAUACACUAACAUAGACCUCUUGAACUCGAACCGUGUUGAUUAUUGCACAGCAAUGGCUACAAAAAGUGGAGGAGCUCACUCGACUGGUUCGUGGUACAGCGCAGAUUGUAGUAUUACUAAGCAAUACAUUUGCAAACGAAGAGCUGGUGUGCAGUGCUCCAUGACCUCAACAACAGCUAUUCCAUUCCCUGAAAUUCCAUCAAACUGCAAUGUUGGAAUUCAAAUGGCUCCUGGUGUCAUCAACUCUCGCAAUCUUUCUGGAUCGGUGAACUGUACUUAUCAGCUUGCUACACUGGGGCCUUACAAGAUAGCUUUAAAAUUCACAUUUUUCGACACAGGAAAUGAUUAUGUCACAAUUUACGAUGGUCCGUCAACCGAAAGUCCAAUUUUGGGGCGUUACAGCGGUAACAUGUAUGAAUUUACAAGGACAUCAAGUGGUAGCACCAUGGUUGUCACAUUCAAAUCAGAUGGGUUUGGCAACCAAAGUGGAUUCAACGCAGGUUUUUCAUCGAUUGUGUAUUAA
Messenger RNA from Caenorhabditis elegans, 1227 nucleotides. It is a transcript of the gene clec-18, whose product is annotated as C-type LECtin. Lineage: Eukaryota; Metazoa; Nematoda; Chromadorea; Rhabditida; Rhabditidae. The transcript is spliced from 3 exons. Gene Ontology annotation, molecular function: carbohydrate binding. The record is from RefSeq and is marked reviewed. Bases 1 to 1227 code for a protein of 408 amino acids.